GAAAUGGAUGCAUCCAACCAAUCCACUGUGACAGAAUUUGUCUUGUUGGGUCUCUCUGCCCAUCCCAAACUAGAGAAAACAUUCUUUGUGCUCAUCCUGUCAAUGUACCUGGUGAUCCUGCUGGGCAAUGGGGUCCUCAUCCUGGUGACCAUCCUUGACUCCCACCUGCACACGCCCAUGUACUUCUUCCUGAGGAACCUCUCCUUCCUGGACAUCUGCUACACAACCUCCUCAGUGCCCCUAGUCCUGGAUGGCUUCCUCACUCCCAGGAAAACCAUCCUCUUCUCAGCCUGUGCUGUACAGAUGUUUCUCUCCUUUGCCAUGGGAGCCACGGAGUGUGUGCUUCUGGGCAUGAUGGCGUUUGAUCGCUACAUGGCCAUCUGCAACCCCCUGAGGUACCCUGUGGUCAUGAGCAAGACUGCCUACAUGCCCAUGGCUGCCAUCUCCUGGCUGGCUGGUGGAGCCAACUCCUUGGUACAGAUCUCUCUUGCAGUACAAUUACCCUUCUGUGGGGACAACGUCAUCAACCACUUCAUCUGUGAGAUCCUGGCUGUCCUGAAGUUGGCCUGUGCUGACAUCUCCAUCAAUGUGAUCAGUAUGGGGGUGGCCAAUGUGGUCUUCCUGGGGGUCCCAGUUCUUUUCAUCUUUGUCUCCUAUAUCUUCAUCCUCACCACCAUCCUGAGGAUCCCUUCAGCUGAGGGGAGGAAAAAGGCCUUCUCUACCUGCUCUGCCCACUUCACAGUGGUGGUCAUCUUCUAUGGGACAAUCCUGUUCAUGUAUGGGAAGCCCAAGUCCAAGGACCCCCGGGGGGCAGACAAACAGGACCUUUCAGACAAACUCAUCUCCCUCUUCUAUGGACUUCUGACCCCCAUGCUCAACCCCAUCAUCUAUAGUCUGAGGAACAAGGAUGUUAAGGCUGCUGUGAGGAACCUGGUAGUUCAGAAACGCUGCACCCAGUGA
Hippopotamus amphibius kiboko is the source of this 960-nucleotide messenger RNA. Its product is annotated as olfactory receptor 13C7-like. Gene Ontology annotation, biological process: G protein-coupled receptor signaling pathway. The transcript has a single exon. The coding region runs from base 4 to 960 and encodes 318 amino acids. Gene Ontology annotation, cellular component: membrane. The record is from RefSeq and is a predicted model, not a curated record. Gene Ontology annotation, molecular function: G protein-coupled receptor activity; olfactory receptor activity. Lineage: Eukaryota; Metazoa; Chordata; Mammalia; Artiodactyla; Hippopotamidae.